Suillus fuscotomentosus is the source of this 2184-nucleotide messenger RNA. RefSeq lists its product as uncharacterized. The transcript is spliced from 5 exons. Lineage: Eukaryota; Fungi; Basidiomycota; Agaricomycetes; Boletales; Suillaceae. The record is from RefSeq and is a predicted model, not a curated record. Bases 1 to 2184 code for a protein of 727 amino acids.
AUGUCAUAUCAGUGUCCUUCGUGCGGCAAAGACAAUUUCAAAGACCAUGGCACUGUGGCUCAACACAUGAGCCAACCUCGCUCUGGCUGUAACACUUGGCUACAGGAUCUAAUAAGGUUGCGUUCAGCAUCUGUUCAUACUACUGCUAACUCUAUGAAUACUGACGAACCGAAUAUUCCUGACAUCGACUCAGAGCUUGAUGGGCCUGGAUUUGGAGAUUGGAAUGAGAUCGACAACUUUCUUUCACUCGAGAUGAUCAAGAGUCUUCCGUUGUCCUUUCGUUCAGCCAAGGAACUACGUGGUCGAGCCGAAAUGCUACCUAGCGGUCCACGCUGGUUCUCCCAAACGAUCCUUACUGCACAUCCGACAAAAUUACCUGUCGUUUUGUAUUGGCGUGAUCCCCUGGAAUGCAUCGCGAGCAUUUUAAAUCACCCUUUCUUCCACGAUCGCAUAGAUUUUACGUCUCGCAGGGUAUAUACUACUGCGCAGCGACUGUGUCGCGUGUACUCUGAAUGGAUGACUGGUGAUGACACGUGGAACAUGCAGUCAGCCCUGCCAAGAGGUGCAACGCUUCUUGGGACAAUUUUGUCAUCUGACAAGACCAACAUUUCUAUGAUGACGGGCAACAGAGUCGCACAUCCCCUCCUUAUCAGUCUCGCUAAUAUACACAUGUCCACGGAGCUCAAGUCGUCAUCUAAUGCCUUCGUUCUUACCGCCCUCCUCCCCGUACCAAAAUUUAUUUAUAAAAAAAAAUCCGCUCGCAAAGGAGUCAUGUUGUCCGAUCCUGUUGGACACAGUCGAUACUGUUUCACACCAUUCGCAAGCUAUAUCGUCGACACUCCAGAGGCCAUGAUGCUGGCUACUGUUGGUGGGAAAACCUCCCCAGUCACCAUGGCCAUGUACAAGCAGUUCAGAGACAGUUUCCGCCACGAGCCUUGCAUGAAAUCAACUACGCUAGCCCAGCUACGCGUCAUCUGGACAAGGGCAGAUCCUGGCGAUAUCGAAGCGUUCUUUCGCGAAGCUCAGAAAUUUCGCUUAAAUGGCGUAUCUGAACCAUUCUUUGAGGACUGGGCACUUUCUGACCCAUCCCAUUUUUUCACUCCUGAGACACUCCACCACAUCCAUCGAGAAUUCUAUGACCACAAUGUGAAGUGGCUCAUUUGUGCGGUUGGGGAUGCCGAGCUUGAUUUUCGCUUUUCUGUGAUGCAGCCCAUCACAGGGUUUCGCCAUUUUCAUGGUGGUAUUUUGAAGCUCAAACAAGUUACAGGGCGUGCUCAGCGUGACAUACAGCACUCGAUCAUUGCGGUUAGUGCAGAUGCAGCACCUAGUGCCAUGAUCACUGCCAUCCGAGCUCUAAUGGACUUUCGUUACCUUGUGCAAUCACCUUGGAUUAACAACAUCGAUCUCGAGCGCAUUUCUGCAGCUCUCGAAGAAUUUCACGCCAACAAAAAUGCAAUUCUUGCUGGUGGUUUUCGUCACAGUCAGCGUGGUAGAGUCAUCGAUAACUGGUAUAUCCCGAAGAUUGAGCUUAUGCAGAGCAUAGUUCCAAGUAUCCAAAACAGUGGAGUUAUCAUGCAAUGGACUGCUGAUACUACAGAACACGCACACAUCACCGAAAUCAAGGAUCCCGCACGCUCGAGCAACAACAACAAUUACAAUUCGCAGAUCUGUCGACAUCUGAACCGCGCUGACAAAUGCCAUCGCUUCGAACUCGCCACGAGUCUGCUGGACAAUAUGUCAGGCUCGAAGCAGCAGGUUGAUGAUGCUGCUGCUGAUGAUGUUGAUUUCAAUGAAGACGACAACGACAACGACGAUUAUGACAUCCCAGCAGAGCUUCUGGAGACCAUUGAAUGUCCCGGCUAUUCGUGUCCCAUCACCAAUCACUUUGCAAUUGCAAAGCUCCUCCAGCACAGGGAGGUGGGAACUGUCCCUAUGCCAUUGCGCCCGUUCUCUGUUGGAUGCACAUCAUUUCAUCUCGCCUAUGCCCCAUCCAUCAGAGCCAUCUCUAUUGACGAUGCUGCUCUCAUGUUUGGCCUUCCUGACCUACGACCAGCCAUUUCUGACUUUCUUGGUUGCGAAACUGCUCGGGGGCAGGAUUUUGUUCACACCAUUGGGGGGGCUAGAAGAGCUGGACCCACUGCUUCGCUUCCAUUCGAAAAGCUCCAAGUCUGGUUUAAGCUUUGA